AAAACAAUCCUUCACUAACACAGUAAGAAGCCUCUUUUGCUUUAUUUUCGCGCUUUCAUGGUUAUUCUCGCCGAAUAGAACUUUCAAACACAGAACUAUAAAAAAAAAAAAAAAUUCAUCAAUAUUUUCUCCCUUUAUCAACUCAAUUUUCUUCAAGGGUUUUAACUGAAGUGGAAAAGCAUAAAAUUUAACAUCAUGGGUUCUUUUUGUUGCUGCUUACGUGCUGACGAUUCCGAGGAUUAUACGAAUUCAAACAACAAUGUUCGUAGACAUUGUUUAUGCCUCAGUUGUUUCGUUCAAAAUUUCCUUCACAUGUAUGCCACGUUAUUUCAAAGGAGAGAUUCUGUACCUUCAUCGAUUCUAGGGACGGCAUAUGUGAAUUCUCCUGCAUCACUAUACAGUUCGCUUACUGACGUUUACGAGUCUACUAUAAGGUCUUUGCCUUAUGAUGGCGAGACUAGACAUUGUCGUUUACAGCGUGAAGGUCUUGUUUCGAGACGUGAGAAAGGUUCGAGUCAUUCACAAGAAGAUUCAAAGCCUUUAAGAGGUGCAGACGAUGCAGAUUCGGAAACGUUUAGUACAGGAGAGAAAUGGAAUUCUUUUGAACAAGGCUCGACAGAGAGGCAAUCUAAAUCCUCACAAAAUCACUCAUCGGCAAAAUCACAAGUCGGAGUUGGGUACACUUAUUGGUCAGCGGAAGAAGAGGAUGUCUGUCCAACAUGUCUCGAAGAAUAUACUCCAGAGAAUCCCAAGAUCGUAGCAAAAUGUUCCCACCAUUUCCAUCUCAGUUGCAUUUACGAAUGGAUGGAGAGAAGUGAAAACUGCCCAGUCUGUGGCAAGGUUAUGGUGUUCGAUGAAACGACUUAAUCUCGCUUCAAAGGCUUCGUUCUAUAUAUUAUAGAACUAAGGAUUCUGUACAGUUUAACAAAUGAACAAAACCUUUUUUUUUCUUUUAUUUACAAAGCAGCAAACUAGGAUAGGGAAAUAAAUUGCAGGUUUAGGUAUUUGAAUUUCCGUAUUAUUUUAUAUGAAUCAAACUCAGCUAAGUUUCGGUUCCUUUAUAUAUAUUUAUGCUAGUGAGGGUUCAACCUUGGAAUAAAGUAAAAAUCGUGAGAUUUGAACUCCAAA
Molecule: messenger RNA, 1128 nt
Organism: Gossypium arboreum
Lineage: Eukaryota; Viridiplantae; Streptophyta; Magnoliopsida; Malvales; Malvaceae
Product: E3 ubiquitin-protein ligase At3g02290-like
Exons: 5
Coding region: 196-867 (223 amino acids)
Molecular function (GO): ubiquitin-protein transferase activity
Source: RefSeq, a predicted model, not a curated record